GGUCUAACAACAGCGGAAAAUCCCAUUGGAUGUCCUAUUGCAUCCCAUUGGAUGUCAACAACGUAGGCGGAGGCAGAGCGGUCGUCGACGUUAUCGGAGAUUAUCUUGUUUUUGUCGCCAUAUCUUUCGCCGUGGUAACACUUCAGUGAAGAAAGAGUCGUGCUGAGUAGUUAAAUGUGAGAUAUAUUGUAAAAUCGAUUAUAAAAUUAUACAAAAAAGCAACUAUAGGCGACAUGGAUGAACGGGCGAGCAGGACAGACAACUGAUAUAUCACGCAAGGCGAUGGGUGCCGAUGGUAGCAAAAACAGCAAGCAUUACACAGGGCCAGAAGAUCAGUCACACACAACCGCAUGGAGGAAAUUUUUCUCCACUGUGGGCAUUUCUCUGCCAGCCGCUCUCUGGCGGGUCAGCCCUCUACAAAUCCAAUCACAUCGAAUGAUUCGUGACAAGGAACCAUCCAUCCCGGAGCACCUGCUCACCUCAAUGCCAGGCCCUGAGAAACUACUUAUGCAAUGUAGUCUGCCUAUCUUUAUCAACAUGUUUCUGCCUGAGUUCCCCCAUCGCAAUGUCCAGGGACAUGAACAUUUUCAGGUCCUGGGUUACAUAGCCAAAGGAUCCUUUGGUCCCAUUUUAAAGGUUAAAGAUACAUCAAAGCAAAAGACGUAUGCAGUCAAGGUUAUUCCAAAAUCUGAGAUUUUGCGCUUGGGAGUGUUGGAACAGUCAAAAGAAGAAGUAAUAGUACAGCGUCAGGUCCGCCACCCUUUCGUACACGACCUGCAGGACUGCUGGCAGACGCAGCGGCACAUCUACAUUAUGUGUGAAUACUGCAGCACAGGAGACUUGUACACAUAUUGGGUGAUGAUUGGUCAGUUUGGAGAGGAUGUGGUGAAAGUCUUUGCAGCUGAAUUAGGUUCUGCAGUAGGCUUCCUUCAUGACUGUGCGAUCAUCCACCGUGAUGUGAAGAUGGAGAACGUCCUCCUUACAGAUCGAGGUCAUCUACGGCUGGCUGAUUUUGGCUUAUCCCGUCGUCUUGAGCGUGGAGGAAGGGCAUUCACUAUAUGUGGAACAAUCCAAUACAUGGCUCCUGAGGUUCUUAGCGGUGGUCCCUAUAACCACGCUGCUGAUUGGUGGUCUCUUGGCAUCCUCCUCUUUGCAUUGGCCACUGGCAAGUUUCCAGUGUCUCCCGAGCCGGACCACUGCAGCAUGCUGAGAAGGGUACGCAGCUUCCCUUAUGAGAUGCCGAAAAACUUCUCUCCUCCUUUUGCUCUCCUACUCACAGAGCUUCUUUGUAAGACACCAGCACGUCGCCUUCGGACCCUGGACCGCUUCAAACGCCAAACCUUUUUUCAUGGCACACCGUUUGAUUCCCAUCUUCUCCAAAAGUCCCCCAUGGAUCUGAUCCUAGAGCUGAAGAACCGUCCUGAUCGCACUGCCAAAGCCCGUCGAGGCCUGACUCUGGAACCCUUCCCCAACUUUGACUGUGAUUUCCUGUUAAACUCACCCUGCACACCCACAACCUCGGACCUGUCCCCAACGCUCGCCAAGAUGGAGCGAGUAGAAGCUCUUAUGCAAAGCCGCGUGCCCCAAGACGAUGACUCUAAAAGAGAGGUGUUUGUUUAAGUACGAGAGUGAAGCCAGUGUGGUUUUAUCCAAAGCGACUUACAGUCCAUUUAAGGUAUUAUUAGUAUAUGUGUUCUCUUUAGCAACUCUCUCAACUUGCAAGUUUUAAUGUAAGUUUAACAUGCAUCAAAGCUUACAUUAAACAUCUGGGUCAGCACAUGGUGCAAGAUGGGAAGGUUAAUAAGUGUUUAUUUUGCCAUGAAAGAGGUACUGGUUGUGUAUUUCAUUUUUAUUGGAUUUAUUUAUUCUUUACAUUUUGUUGAGACAUUUUUAUGAAAUGUGGCUCAUCUCUUUUGACGUUAUUUGACUGUUAUGUCAACGUUAAUAAGCCAACACUACAUUUUCUUUCAACAAAUGCACUGUAAAUGAACAUUCCUCUCAGUUGUAAUGUUUUUAGAGAUAUACAAACCCUCAGGGAAAUAUUUCAAAGCUACAUUUAUCUUUACCUAACUACAAAACCUCAAACCAUUUAUAAAAGCCUGGUUAGUGGUCAUAAGUGAAGUAGUAAUAUCUAAAAGUGAAAACUUAAGGUUUAUUAUAUCAUUUUAUGCAUGUUACUGUGCACUUUCACAUUUAUAUUUUGCAUAAUGCUCUUUAUUUUCUUGAGUUAUGACAGUUAUGAAAAAAAAACAUUUCUGAGAGACGCAUCAAAGGCAUUUAGAAAAAUAUUUUUUUCUAUCUUGAUCUGUUAUCUUUAUUAAAGGAAGUGUGCAUAUAUAUUUAUAAUUUUUCUAAUCACUAUUAUUUUAGCCACAGUUGGAUUGAUGCCCAUCUCUGCAUAAUAAUACUUCCAUUAUGAUCCUUUAUUAAUUGUUUAAAAAAUGUUUGUGUAUUUUGUAUUUUUGUUAGCAAAUUUAGCCUGUAAAAAUUAUAUUAAUUAAAU
Molecule: messenger RNA, 2503 nt
Organism: Misgurnus anguillicaudatus (oriental weatherfish)
Lineage: Eukaryota; Metazoa; Chordata; Actinopteri; Cypriniformes; Cobitidae
Gene: rskrb
Product: ribosomal protein S6 kinase related b
Biological process (GO): protein phosphorylation
Molecular function (GO): protein serine/threonine kinase activity; ATP binding
Source: RefSeq, a predicted model, not a curated record